AGGCUGUUUCUUCCACAGAAAUUGAAUUUCCAAAUGAUGAAAUGGAGAGCAUUAGAGAACACAUUGAGGAAGUCCAAGAAUUACCCAGUGAAAAAGAUGUUGAAAGUGAAAAUGACAUUUCUGGUUUAAGUCUUCAAGACCAAACAAGACCUGAGGAGUAUCCUAUGAAUCGGAAACACAGAGGCUACUGUGUGAUAAUAAAUAAUGAUAAAUUUGAAAAGAUCGACCCAAGGCCAGGAACCGAAAAAGAUGCUGAUUGCUUGAAUCGUGUAUUCACCUGGCUGGGAUUUGAUGUAGAGAUUUACAAUGAACAAACAGCAGAACAGAUCCUUGCCAUCAUGAAUGACUUCCAGAUGAAGGACCACACUGACCGAGACUGCUUUGUUUGCUGCAUCUUGACUCAUGGGCAAUCUCAAGCCAUUUUAGGCACUGACAGUAAAGUUGUGAAUAUACAGGACAUAUUGUCUAAUUUCUUCUCCAAAAGCUGUAAAACCUUGGCUGGAAAACCAAAGUUAUUUUUCAUACAAGCGUGCCAAGGCAAAAAUUCACAAACUUCACAUUCAAUUGAAGAAGAUGCUGUUUCAACCACUAAAACCACUGAAACGAUCCCGAAUGAGGCAGAUGUCUUGAUUGGAAUGUCUACUGUUAAUGGCUUCUCUUCAUACCGUCAUGUUGAAAUGGGGACAUGGUACAUCCAAGCUCUGUGUUCAAAUCUGAUCAAAAUGGUUCCAAAGGGUGAAGAUAUUUUGUCCAUUCUAACAAAAGUCAACAAAGAAGUCAGUGAGAAGGAGCAUUUGAAGAGCGGAACCGUAUUGAAGCAAAUGCCUCAGCCAGCUUACACUCUUCGAAUGAAGCUAGUUUUUCCUAUACCAAGCUCUGGCAUUAAAUUGUAGUGCUGGAGAAAAAUGAUAUGCUGCAAGGAGGUUGGUGGGGAAGGUAGAUAUUGCCCUUGUUUCUUUGCACUUGAUGGUUCUAGGGUAU
Nanorana parkeri is the source of this 981-nucleotide messenger RNA. RefSeq names its product caspase-8-like. The coding region runs from base 42 to 893 and encodes 283 amino acids. Lineage: Eukaryota; Metazoa; Chordata; Amphibia; Anura; Dicroglossidae. Gene Ontology annotation, biological process: proteolysis; negative regulation of extrinsic apoptotic signaling pathway via death domain receptors. The record is from RefSeq and is a predicted model, not a curated record. The transcript has 6 exons. Gene Ontology annotation, molecular function: cysteine-type endopeptidase activity.